Messenger RNA from Carya illinoinensis, 762 nucleotides. RefSeq lists its product as uncharacterized. The record is from RefSeq and is a predicted model, not a curated record. The transcript is spliced from 4 exons. Gene Ontology annotation, cellular component: membrane. Bases 1 to 501 code for a protein of 166 amino acids. NCBI's taxonomy places the organism in Eukaryota, Viridiplantae, Streptophyta, Magnoliopsida, Fagales, Juglandaceae.
AUGAAUGACAUAGAGGAAAGAUGGGAGAGAUUGAAGCUAAUAGAAGAGGAAGCUCUGAAUAUAGAGCUUGGAGAUGACAUUUUGGAGGAACAGAAUUACAAAGGAGAUUUAAGCUUGGUUGGAAAGUUUUUGCAAGUCAAGGCGAUAAGCAGCGUAUCUUGGAUGGAAGGCUAUGGCUCUUUGACAACCGACGACUGGUUGCUUCCUCCUUUGGGCGUUUGCUUCCGCCACGGUUGCUGCAGUGUUGAGUUUUGCAUCUGCUUGCUCCUGACAAUUCUAGGUUACGUACCAGGAAUAAUCUAUGCUUUCUAUGCUAUCGUGUUCAUGGAUCGCGACCAGUAUUUCGACGAGUACAGGCGUCCGCUUUACUCUGCCGUCGUUGAUAAAUUCCAGAGAACAAGAACGAUAUAUUAUUCGAUUCUACGGGACCUUCGAAAUAAGAACAAUAGCGAAAGCUACCUUUUGCUCGUAGAAACCCAAGUAUCCCAACAUACGAAAUGAAAAAAAGCCUAAAUUCAUGCCGUGUCGCUCAGACUUCGAAUAUUUGACGAAGAUUCAAUGCACCCAAAAAAAGAAAAACAGAAAGACAAGUAAAUAAAGAAUGCUUUAAUUCAGAUAUAUUGAGCCAAGAUUUACAUUUGGCAAUGGAAUCUCAGGCCUUUAUCCCUCGCCGUUCUAUGUAAAGAAAAAGAUUUAAGGGCAGAGCAGGAGAGAAUUCCGAGAAGGUGAGGAGAGAGCGGGGCGAAAUCGAUUUUUCCUUCU